Penicillium cosmopolitanum is the source of this 3582-nucleotide messenger RNA. Its product is annotated as HECT-type E3 ubiquitin-protein ligase. Lineage: Eukaryota; Fungi; Ascomycota; Eurotiomycetes; Eurotiales; Aspergillaceae. Bases 1 to 3582 code for a protein of 1193 amino acids. The transcript has 5 exons. The record is from RefSeq and is a predicted model, not a curated record. Gene Ontology annotation, molecular function: ubiquitin-protein transferase activity.
AUGUCCUCUCGAUCCGGACGUAAUCCGCCGAUUCCCUCCCACUCCAACCCCGACUUCGGUGGCCUCCUUCCUUCGAUCCCUUCCUCGAGUUUGGCGACAGAGCGUUCUCUCCGCCGGCCGAUCGAACCUCACGAUGCUUCAGCCAUGUCGAAACUAAAUGGUGACCCGAAUAACUCAUACCGCCGCGGUCACCACCGCUCAAUCAGUCAUCCGUUCACCUCGGCGUUGUCGAGUAUUGGCAAGAAGCGUGACAAGGCAGCACCCAAGCACGACAAGUACGACAAAGAAGUCAAGUGGGAUUCAGAUUCAGACUCCGAUGAGAUCACAUACCCGGCUAAACCAAUAUCUUCGAGCCCCCGGAAAGAUUCAACCAAAGCGGGCCCAAGUAAUGGCACCGCCGAAACUAAAUGCGGGACCUGCAACUCGACUGUUCGGUGGCCACAGCAUUUGAACGUGUUUCGAUGUAGUGACUGCCUUAUGAUCACCGAUCUUGAACCGGAUACAGUUAGGGAAGCUAAGAAUGCAGGUGGUCCCGAGGUGGAAGAUCGAGGGCAUCGAAUCCGUGGAGACCGUCCUCCGCACUCUCAUUUAAAUCCAAAGGAGGCUCAUGUUCCAUUUGCCCCUCCCGAAUUUAUGGCUGAAUCACUUGUAUCUGCAAAUCGACUUGGUGGCAUGAUUGAUGGAUGUCUCUCGAAAUAUUUUGAUAGCCUCCUCGAUGGUACUCAGCAUGGACCAGCACCCGAUGAGAACCGCACCGGUAGACUGAAUGUCCCGAUAGAGGAUCCGCGCAGUCGCAGCACAUCGGCUUCCAGUGAACAUGGAAGGAUCUAUGGCACUAAGGAAAAGCCCAAGUUCCUGAUACCACAUAAGGGUAAUUUGGAGGAAAAGCCUUUGCCAGAUUUGCCGAUUAGGGCUCGUGCAAAUUCGGACUUGCGCUCGCAUCCAAGACCCGGCCGUCGCCCCUCUGAUACGCCUGGACCUCCAGAUUCGGGGAGUCCGGACAAAGACGACCAGCUUCGCAUUUUCAAGCGUCUGGAGAACUACAUCAUUGCUGCAUUUAAGGGUAGCAAUGUUAUGAACAACUCUUUCCCCACAUAUCAGCCAUCAAUUCGAUCUGCUAGCAGUGGUAACCCACCGCGAAUGAAGAUGGACCCCAUCAAAGAGGUGGAUCCGAUGUUUAAUGUUCCUGUCUUUGAACCUGAUGCCAAAACUCUCCUUUUGGGAGAUGUGGCCGAGAACUCUACUUGGUGGAUGACGGAAUGGGCACAAGCCGAAGGACAAGUUCACAAGCCCUCCAAAGAACAAGGGUCUCACAGAUCUCGCGCAGUGUCUUCCCGAAGCCCUCGUGUGAACUGGGCAGAAGUCAACCAGUGGUAUCACUUAAUUCUGACGGCCGGUAGCUCUUGGAAUGAACAAUGGACCAAAAAGAAACCUGACCCGAAUCGCUCAGAGGCUGACCGUGUGCGAACCAAGAAAUGGGAAUCAGUUGAUCUAGCAUCUAUCGAGAACGAGAUCACGGAUUCUCGUCUGCACCUCCAACGGACAUUGAUGAAGGCCACCGAAAAUCUUUUGAAACGUCCACGUUCCAUCUUGAAGAAGCCUGAGGAUACUAGGUUCUUGUUCAUACUGCUUGCGAACCCCUUAUUGUCCUCACCAGGUGCAUACUCGCAUGUGCGAAUGACACAGACUUCUAACCGUGACGAUCGUCGUCCUUCAAACCCUAACAAUGUCCGCAGCUCCAACCACCAUUACGGCGUCCUUAAACGAAUCCUCGGAUUACUGGCUAAUCUCCCAAAUGAAGCGCAUCAUACGUUCAUUUCCUGGUUUUCUCGAUUUUCGCCCAAACAAUUCGAAAGGCAUGUGGACCUGAUAGGUGGCUUUGUUAACUAUCGACUUACCCGCCAGCAUGGUCGUAAGCGUACCCAAAUCGCUGGGAACACUAAGGAUGGCGAUGAGCUUGUUCCAAGUUUUGCUAGCGCUGCUGGAAAUACACCGGCCGAGCUGCAUGCUGCCAUUAAUCGACGAAGCCCUCAAAAGAAACCGACCAAGAAGAAAGAGGCACCUAUCAUUUAUGCAGAAGACUGGCAGAUUCGUGCGGCGGCAAGAAUAAUGUCUCUGCUUUUUGCUGCAAACAGCAGUAACUAUUCGCGCAGACCAGAUGGCAUGGAAUCAAAGGCACGCCACCGGACCGAAGCUGGAGCAAACAGCCAAGCACGCCAGCAGGGAUAUAUGGUCUCCAUUGAUUCAUUUUACAACACACUCUUGGACUACUCUGACUUGAUCGGGGACUUUGAAAUUUGGGAGUCAAAAAGCUCGAAAUUCUGCUUCUGCAGGUAUCCUUUCUUCCUCAGCAUCUGGGCAAAGAUUCGGAUCAUGGAGCACGAUGCUCGCCGCCAGAUGGAAGUGAAGGCCCGAGAAGCGUUCUUCAGUAGCAUUCUAAACCAUCAGGCAGUCAGCCAGUAUCUUGUCCUGAAGGUUCGACGGGAAUGUCUUGUCGAGGAUAGUCUUCGUGGAGUGAGCGAGGUGGUGGGAACAGGGCAAGAAGAAAUCAAGAAGGGUCUACGGAUCGAAUUCCUAGGAGAGGAAGGUGUUGACGCUGGUGGCUUGCGGAAAGAAUGGUUCCUCCUGCUGGUACGGGAGGUGUUUGACCCGGACCAUGGUCUUUUCAUCUACGACGAGGACUCGCAGUACUGCUACUUCAACCCUUACUGCUUUGAAUCAUCCGAGCAGUUCUUUUUGGUCGGAGUCCUGCUGGGGCUUGCAAUUUACAAUUCGACCAUCCUUGAUAUCGACUUGCCGCCUUUCGCGUUCCGGAAACUACUGUCGACAGCUCCCCAGACGAAUGCACCGCCAACAGCCAAUUCCCGCCGGACGAGGUUCAAGUUUACGCUGGAGGACCUUGCAGAGUAUCGACCAGCCCUUGCCCGAGGACUUCGUGGCUUGUUGGACUUUGAAGGUGAUGUUGCAGAAACAUUUUGCUACGAUUUUGUUGCCCAAGUUGACCGGUAUGGAGAAGUGGUGAACAUUCCUCUGUGCACAGGGGGCGAGAAGCGAGCAGUGGACAACGAUAACCGUGGCGAGUUCGUUGAACUAUACGUCCACUAUCUUCUUGAAACAGCGGUGGCUCGACAAUUUGAACCGUUCAAGCGUGGCUUCUUCACUGUCUGUGGUGGUAACGCUUUGUCACUUUUCCGACCUGAAGAGAUCGAGCUACUUAUACGAGGCUCGGACGAACCACUUGAUGUGCUGUCUCUACGCGCGGUAGCCACCUACGAUAAUUGGAAGUCUCAUCGACCCGAAUCCCUUCCCGUCGUGCAAUGGUUUUGGGAAUUCUUCGAGGGCGCUCCGCCUGAGGCACAGCGAAAACUCCUUUCAUUUAUUACUGGUAGUGACCGCAUCCCCGCAAUGGGGGCCACAAGCCUCACAAUUAGACUCGCCUGCAUGGGAGAUGAUUGUUCUCGCUAUCCGAUUGCGCGUACCUGCUUCAAUACGCUCGGUUUAUAUCGGUAUACAAACCGGGACAAGUUUAGACGACUGCUCUGGGACGCAGUCGUGAACAGCGAAGGAUUCGGCCUGAAAUGA